UCAGCCACAGGCUCCGGACGGUUUUCCGACGCGCCGGCGCCGUGAGUUAUCGCCGCCCCUUUUCGUUGCGGAGCUGCGGGCAUGGCGGCCCAAGUCGCGCUGCACAGGAGCGUGGUGGCCCCCGCGGAGAGACACACGGCUUCAGUCAUCUUUCUCCACGGUUCAGGUGAUACUGGCCAAGGAGUAAGAGAUUGGAUCAAAGGGGUUUUGAGUCAAGAUUUGUCUUUCCAACAUAUAAAAGUCAUAUAUCCAACAGCUCCCGCCAGACCGUAUACACCUAUGAGAGGGUCCUUGUCCAAUGUAUGGUAUGACAGAUAUAAGAUCUCUAAUGAUUGCCCAGAACAUAUUGAAACCAUUGACUCGAUGUGUCAAGCACUUACGGGUUUGAUUGAUGAUGAAGUUAAAAACGGCAUUGGAAAGAACAGGAUACUCUUGGGAGGUUUUUCGAUGGGAGGAGGCAUGGCAAUGCACUUAGCCUAUAGGCAUCACCAAGAGGUAGCUGGAGUGUUUGCUCUUUCGAGCUUUCUCAAUAAGAACUCUGCUAUUUACCAGUCACUAAAGAAGAUUGAAAGAGAACCACCAGAGUUAUUUCAGUGCCAUGGAACUGCUGAUGAACUGGUUCUGUAUUCAUGGGGUGAAGAAACAAACAAGAUGUUAAAAUCCCUGGGAGUAGUGACUACAUUUCUGAGUUUGCCAAACCUUUAUCAUGAACUAAACAAAAGUGAGCUGGAGAAACUGCAGGCUUGGAUUUUGAAGAAAUUGCCAGAGCAGCCAUGACUAAUGCCCAAUAAAGAAGAGUCUAUAUAGGAAAGAAA
Messenger RNA from Rhineura floridana, 815 nucleotides. RefSeq names its product lysophospholipase like 1 (gene LYPLAL1). Gene Ontology annotation, cellular component: cytoplasm. Gene Ontology annotation, biological process: protein depalmitoylation. Gene Ontology annotation, molecular function: palmitoyl-(protein) hydrolase activity; carboxylic ester hydrolase activity. NCBI's taxonomy places the organism in Eukaryota, Metazoa, Chordata, Lepidosauria, Squamata, Rhineuridae. The record is from RefSeq and is a predicted model, not a curated record. The coding region runs from base 82 to 777 and encodes 231 amino acids. The transcript is spliced from 5 exons.